AUGAGCAAAGCAUACGACCGUGUGGAAUUGAACUUUAUGGAAGCUUUGCUCUUGAAAUUUGGGUUUGAUGCGCAGUGGGUACAAUUGAUUAUGAAAUUUGUUUCUUCAGUGUCGUACCAGGUCUUGAUUAAUGGAGAAGCAAAGGGCCAUAUCAAGCCUUCUCGAGAUCUUCGCCAGGGGGACCCCCUUUCACCCUUUCUCUUUAUCCUCUGCACCAAAGUCUUGAUUUCUCAUAUUAGGAAGGCUGAAGAGAUGAAGAAGAUAACUGGGAUAAAAGUCGCACGAGAAAGUCCAGCGAUAUCUUACCUUUUGUUCGCAGAUGACAGCCUUUUCAUUUGCAGAGCAGAGCAAUCCCAAUGUGAAGAACUGGUUCGAAUCAUUGACGUCUAUGGGUUCGCCUCAGGACAACAACUGAAUAAAGAAAAAUCUUCAGUUCUGUUCGGUUCUAAGGUCAUAGCGUCCACAAAAUCAGAUCAGAAAAGAUCACUUGGUAUUACCAAAGAAGGUGGGAUGGGCAUGUACUUGGGAAUGCCAGAGAAAAUCUGUGGUUCGAAGAAACAAGUUUUUUCAUUCGUGCAGGAUCGUGUGAAUGGGAGAAUAAACUCAUGGUCGGGCAGAUUGCUAUCUAAAGGAGGCAAGGAAGUUCAAAUAAAAUCAGUAGCCCAAGCCAUACCAACAUAUGUAAUGUCCUGCUAUCUUCUUCCCAUAGAGAUAUGUAACAAACUUUCCGCCACUGUGGCGUGUUUCUGGUGGGGUACAAGAAAUAAUAACCGAGGUCUACACUGGGUAGCUUGGGAUAAAAUUUGUGUGCCAUUGGAAGAAGGCGGGUUGGGUUUCCGGAAUUUUCGAGAUUUCAACCUAGCAUUGCUUGCCAAACAAGUCUGGCGUCUACUCACAAGACCGAACUCACUUCUGGCGAGGGUCUUGAAAGGUAGAUACUAUAGACACUCGAACCCGCUUACCACGGCAAAGGCUAACAACCCAUCCUUCGGCUGGAAUAGUCUUAUGGCAGCGAAACAUGUUCUCCAGGACGGUCUACGGAGAACUAUUGGAUCGGGGGCAGAGACAAGGGUGUGGGACGAUCUAUGGAUACCAGAUACACCUGCUAGGCCUGCCAUCCCGCGCUCUGCAAACUUCGAUAAGGGUUUAAAGGUGCAUCAUUUGAUCGACUUUGAGAGGAAGGAGUGGAAUAUACAACUCGUUAAUGAGUUUAUUGCAGCGACUGAUGUUCCUAAAGUUUUGUCCAUCAAAGUGAGUAGAACUGGACGACGAGAUGAUUACACUUGGAGCUUCACAAGCUCUGGAAAAUACACCGUCCGGUCGGGUUACGCUAUUUCAGUGAAACAGAGGAAGAAAAAAGAACUCAAAGGGAUUAUGGAACCAAGCACGACAGCUUUAAAAAAGGCGAUCUGGAAACUACAAUGCCCAAGGAAGAUAAAACACUUCCUAUGGAACGUGGUAUCAGGUUAUGUGACCUCGGCGAGCAAACUGAAAGAGAUACAUUGUGGGAAUGAUGCAGUGUGCCAGAGAUGCGGCAUGGACCAGGAGACAAUCAACCAUAUCAUUUUUGAAUGUCCACCAGCCGUACAAUGUUUGGCACUGUCAUCGAUACCAUUUUCUCCGGGUGUCUUCUCGUGCUCUUCUGUUUACUCAAACGUGGAUACCCUACUUGGAUAUGCAGCCAAUACGUUGAUACCAAACGGAGCUUGUAAUGAGAAAUGUUUCAACGCUAAAGACGUCUCGCCUGUCGACACGCUCCACAUUGCGAGUAGGGAAGCAGAAGCAUGGCGUAUUGCUCAGAUUGUGGAGGAGAUCGACGCAGCAGGACCAACGGAAGAACCUGCGAGUCAAGCAGUUGAGUUGCAACCCCCUGUAUGUAAAUGGAGAUGCCAAGUGGAUGCAUCCUGGAAGGAGAAGGAGGAAGGAGCGGGGCUAGGGUUCAUUCUGUUGGAAGAUAAUCAUGUGAAAUUAGUUGGACUAAAAAAGGGUCCCCUAGUAGCUUCGCCGUUACAUGCUGAGGCCGAAAGCUUGUCUUGGGCAAUGAGAGAGACGAGGAAGUUGGGAAUCUGCGAAGCUCGCUUUGAAUCCGACUGCCAACAGCUAGUUCGUCAUAUCAAUACUCCACAGGAAUGGCCGGCUCUUGGGCCUGAACUAGACGAAAUUGAUUUUCUAUGCUCAGAGCUCUCUUCUACCUCUGUUAUUUUUAUUUGUCGUUCUGACAAUGGCCGUGCGGACUGUCUCUCUAGGGCAGGACGAUCACGAGCCUCAGACUUCUGUUUCAUUGGAGAACAGGCUCCCCCAUGGCUAGCCCAUUAA
Molecule: messenger RNA, 2316 nt
Organism: Brassica oleracea var. oleracea
Lineage: Eukaryota; Viridiplantae; Streptophyta; Magnoliopsida; Brassicales; Brassicaceae
Exons: 2
Coding region: 1-2316 (771 amino acids)
Molecular function (GO): RNA-DNA hybrid ribonuclease activity; nucleic acid binding
Source: RefSeq, a predicted model, not a curated record